Messenger RNA from Myotis myotis, 1708 nucleotides. It is a transcript of the gene THOC6, whose product is annotated as THO complex 6. Gene Ontology annotation, biological process: mRNA export from nucleus. The transcript is spliced from 10 exons. Lineage: Eukaryota; Metazoa; Chordata; Mammalia; Chiroptera; Vespertilionidae. Gene Ontology annotation, cellular component: THO complex; transcription export complex. Gene Ontology annotation, molecular function: protein binding. The record is from RefSeq and is a predicted model, not a curated record. Bases 415 to 1566 code for a protein of 383 amino acids.
GCAUGCCCCCCACCGGGAAUCGAACCCGCAACCCAGGCAUGUGCCCUUGGCCGGAAUCGAACCUGUGACCCUUCAGUCCACAGGCCGACGCUGUAUCCACUGAGCCAAACCAGCCAGGGCAGCUCAUACAAUCUUGACAGAAUCUCCCCUGAGCUCCAUUUAACAAUUAAGGAAACUUGGAAGAGAGCCUGGGUGCUUGCUCAAGGUCCUUCUAGGCACCUUGCAUCAACUCUCCCCUUCCUUCCUCACCCUCUUCUUGGAGCCACCCCUGGGACUUUAUGGGCAGAUGCCUGCUUAGGGGGCCUCAAUGGAGGUCUGAGAAGUAUGGGCAGCAGCUGAACUGGCGGUAGGGGGACCAGGAAGGAGUCUGCGGAUUGGAGUUCCCAGACAGCUUCCGUCCGCCUCUCCCCACAGAUGGAGGUGUUUCAGGCCCUGCAGCGGUUGCACAUGACCAUCUUCUCCCAGUGUUUUUCACCCUGCGGGAAGUUCCUGGCGGCUGGGAACAAUUAUGGGCAGAUCGCCAUCUUCAGCUUGUCUGCUGCUUUGAGCUCCGAGGCCAAAGAGGAAAGUAAGAAGCCCAUCGUGACCUUCCAAGCCCACGAUGGGCCUGUCUACAGCAUGGUCUCCACUGACCGACAUCUGUUCAGCGCUGGGGACGGGGAGGUGAAGGCCUGGCUUUGGGCAGAGAUCCUCAAGAAGGGCUGUAAGGAGCUAUGGUGUCGUCAGCCCCCGUACAGGACCAGCCUGGAGGUGCCUGAGAUCAACGCUUUGCUUCUCGUCCCCAAGGAGAAUUCCCUCAUCUUGGCAGGGGGGGACUGCCAGCUGCAUACGAUGGACCUAGAGACGGGGACCUUCACGCGGGCCCUCCGGGGCCACACAGACUACAUCCACUGCCUGGCGCUGAGGGACCGGAACCCUGAGGUGCUGUCUGGCGGCGAGGAUGGGACUGUGAGGCUUUGGGAUCUGCGCAUGGCCAAGGAGGUCCAGACAAUUGAGGUCUACAAGCAUGAGGAGUGCUCCAGGCCCCACAAUGGGCGCUGGAUCGGAUGCUUGGCAACCGACUCCGACUGGAUGGUUUGUGGAGGAGGCCCAGCACUCACCCUCUGGCACCUACGAUCCUCCACACCCACCACCAUCUUCCCCAUGUGGGCACCACAGAAGCAUGUCACCUUCUACCAGGACCUGGUGAGGCGCGCUGCCGUGACUUUACGACCCCUGCCUGGUUCCUGUCUCUUGGUUCCUGACCCUGAAACCCUCUGCCUGCUCUCCACAGAUUCUGUCAGCUGGCCAGGGCCCCUGCGUCAACCAGUGGCAACUGAGUGGGGAACUGAAGGCCCAGGUGCCCGGUUCCUCCCCAGGGCUGCUCAGCCUCAGUCUGAACCAGCAGCCAGCAGCACCGGAGUGCAAGGUGGGUCCUGCAAGGAGCUGUGGGGUCCUGGGAGGCCAGGGGUGUGGGUAGCUCAGUGGCCCCCCUCUUGCCUCCAGGUGCUGACAGCUGCAGGCAACAGCUGCCGGGUGGAUGUUUUCACCAAUCUGGGCUAUCGGGCCUUCUCCCUGUCCUUCUGACCUCCCGAAGCUGGUGGGGCCGGAGCAGGAGGACCUGGAAGAGGCCCUAAGCCCACCCUCUCAGGCAGGGAGAGGGCCUGGGGCCUCAGCGAGCAGGGGUCGGAACUGUUUUCAUUUUACAAAAUAAAAUUUCAGGCUUUUC